GUGUCGCAUGAGGCAGAACAGCCAAUCAGCUCAUCUGUUAUGAAAAUGGAGAGGGAAGAUGGAACAUGUUUGUAGAUAUUAUGAACAAUUUGUUGGUAUUUCGCCCCAUGCAUCCAUGUAUUACUGAUAAAACAUGACCAAAACACCAAUACAUAAAAGGAAAAGCAUGGAGUGGUGCAACAUUUUGAAGAAAUAUGUUGAAAGAAAUAAAAAAAAAAGACAUCCAGAAGAGAUAAAGACAGAGGAUUUUGAAAUUUUCAAUGAGUACUAUCAGAAGUGGCGUGGAAUUGAUAAUGAGUAUAAAAAUAUUCCUAGUCUCUAUGUAAAGUUACCUACAGAAGAAGAACCUUUGUUACUUAAACUGAGGGAAGAAUCCAGAGCUGUGUUCUUACAGAGAAGAAGUAGAGAACUUCUAGACAAUGAUGAACUGCAGCGUCUCUGGUUUCUGCUAGACCAACACCACACCCCACCAAUUGUUGGAGAAGAUCAGAUGAUUAACUAUGAAGAUUUCCAAAAGGUUGGAUCAGAAGCAGGAGCAAAAUGCCAACAGUUUUUCUCUGCCUCAGUGUUCUGUAAACUUCUACAAACAGAUCCCUAUGGUAGAAUAUCUAUUAUGCAGUUCUUUAACUAUGUGAUGAGAAAAGUGUGGUUACAUCAGACUAGAAUUGGUCUGUCUUUGUAUGAUGUUGCUGGACAAGGCUAUCUCAAAGAAUCAGAUUUAGAAAAUUACAUACUAGAACUGAUUCCAACUCUUCCGCAGUUAAAUGGUUUGGAGAGGUCUUUCUACUCAUUUUAUGUAUGUACAGCUGUUAGAAAAUUCUUCUUUUUCCUGGAUCCAAUGAGGACUGGUAGAAUUAAAAUUCAGGAUAUAUUAGCUUGUAGUUUUCUAGAUGAUUUAUUAGAGCUUAGAGAUGAAGAUUUAUCAAAAGAAAUGCAGGAGUCUAAUUGGUUUUCUGCACCUUCAGCUUUACGAGUGUAUGGGCAAUAUUUAAAUUUGGAUAAAGACCAUAAUGGCAUGUUAAGUAAAGAAGAAUUAGCUAGAUAUGGUACUGGUACCCUAACUGAUGUCUUUUUAGAUAGAGUUUUCCAGGAAUGUUUGACAUAUGAAGGAGAAAUGGACUACAAAACCUACCUAGACUUUGUAUUAGCAUUAGAAAAUAAAAAGGAACCUCAAGCAUUACGAUACUUAUUUAGAAUAUUAGAUGUACAACAUAAAGGAUACCUGAAUGUGUUUGCCCUCAAUUAUUUCUUUAGGGCUAUCCAAGAACAGAUGAAACUUCAUGGACAAGAACCUAUAUCAUUUCAAGAUGUGAAAGAUGAAAUAUUUGACAUGGUCAAACCAAAAGAUCCAUUAAAAUUAACACUACAAGAUUUAAUUGUGAGUGGUAAAGGUGAUACAGUGGUCAGUAUAUUAACUGAUUUGAAUGACUUCUGGACAUAUGAAAACAGAGAAUAUCUAGUACCAGAUACAGCAGAGGAAUCAGAGAUCUAAUGGCAGUUAUAAUUCAUCAGCGGGAACUUGUGCAACUUAAUAGAACAUGUAGCAGUUUCCUUAGAUUUGUGAUAGAAUACUAGAUUUUACAAGGUCAAAAACCAGUAUUGCAAUAUCAAAUAAUGGUGUGUCACUUCAUAAAACAUGGUCAAUUUCAUUUAUCUGUGGUAAAGGGCAUUUCAGUCAUUUUACAAUAUACCUAAUUACAAGUCAAAUCACCCAUUACUAGUCAUUACAUACUUGAAACCGUCCAAUUACAGAUAAGUUGUCUCGUGGCAUAUUUAGAUAUAGAAACCUAUAAAGGGAUAGCAAAAAUCUUCAUCCUUUGAAAUUGCAGAAAAUGAUUUUGAAUUGAUACAAUUUUUUUAGGCUUUCUGUUUCCUCAUUUUGAAAGUAGAAAAAUAAUUUAUCAUGUUUAUGGUAUGUAAAUAGUAGAAAUCCUAACAUUUUAGUAAUAAUAAUCUGUUUAUAUAAGUGUGUGCCAUUACUAGUAAAUCCUAUAACAUUGUCAGUUAAAUAUGAGCUAAGAUUUAUGACUACAAAGUUUUUCUUUUUACCAGAGAAACAAAGCGUGUUUCAGUUACUGUCUCAAACUACAAAUUGAUUAUAUUUCAUCUGAAAUAAGGCCUUAUAUAGUCAAUAGGAAAAUAUCCAGCAAUUAUCUAUACAAGCUUCUGAGCACUGCCUAACUCUACUGUGCAAUUACCUUGUGCAACUUUUUUAAAACCGUUAUAUAUUUGUAAAGUUAUUUCCUAGAUUGGUCUGUUUGGAAGAUGUUUUUGUCAGUUUCUUAUUUUAAAUUGAGAUAUAAAUGUGUACAAGUUGUUGGUUUAGAAUUUAAAAGAAAUAUAUAUUUGAACAGAUUUCUUAAUACCUUAAUACCAGCCUCUAAAAAAGACAAGGACAUAAAUCUUUGACAAAGCUGUUAAAAGUUUAAAGUAUUUUAAUUUAAGUUGUACCCAACACCAUCACUAAAGUUAAUUUGGCUCGUUUAAUUUUCAUAAAAUUUUGAAAAAGUAUUAACUUUGACCAUUUGACAAAAAUAUAAAAAUUUUAAAAAAUUUGAACCAACCAUUUUAUCAGAAAAAAUACACUGGUUAUAUAGCAGUUUGACAAACACUUAUUUUGAUCAUUGAGAAACUUAAUGUUCCCUUUACAACACAACUUAAUUCAAAUGUUUAUCUGAUUUUAAAAGAGUUAUCUCCCUGUAGUGUUAGGUUCCACCUUAAAGUGAAGUGACAGUGUGUUACUUGGUAACUAUUUUUUUUUAACCAUUAUAAUUUGUUUGUUAUAUUUAAUGUUACUGUCUGAAUAGUUUGUUUCGUUUAUGUUUUGUUUUCCAAUGUUGGUGUAUUUUGUCAUUGUUUGUACUGAGAGGUUGUAAAUAUGUGAAUUCUCAGUCUCCAAGCACGUCAUAGUUCUAUUGUUAUUAGAAAUAAUUAGUCUUAUUCCUUAGAGUAAAAUAAGUUAGACUACAAAUGUAUAUAUAUAUUAAUACCAAAUGAUAAGUACUUUUUUACUGGUUUCUACAAAUGAAUACAUGUAUCAAAAUAUAGGUAAAAGCAAAUUUAUUCCAAAUUCAUUUAGAAAAGUUAUUUGAUACAAUACACAUUUCUGUCUCUAAUUGUGAUUUACUGUAAUUUCUUAUCAUCCUUCUUGACAAUGCUUUCUUUUAUUAGUUAUUGUCCUAAGAUUGUAUGUUCUUCUAAAGUUAUAUACACUUUUAAACACUUGACAAAUGAUAUCUUUUCUUUUUGUUUAUUUCAGCAUAUCUCAUAUUACCUCUCAAGUUUGCUCCUUUGGAUCCAUAUUUAUAAAUGAGUAGUGACCCACGUUUUCUUCAGCAUAUAUAUCUUUAAGAAAUUCUGCAAAAUUUUUGUUUCCGCAAAACAAUGAUAUCUUCCAUAUUGAAGAUUUUAAGAUUUUGUAAAUUUUUAAUCAGACUUUCAAUGUUGAAAACUCAGCAUUAAAAAAUCAUAUACAAUAAACUCAUGUUUGUUUGAAUGUAUAAUUACUAAAUUUUACAGGAUAUUUGUUCCAUAAACUCCCCUGUGAUUUUGAGAUACUUUUAGAUCAGUCUUUCCAGAGUUAUUGCCCUUUCAUUAAAAUCUCCUCACCUUAUGCACUUUGUACUUGCCAGCAACUGAGUAUUAGAUUAUUUAUACAUGUAUACAAAAAAAUAUCACCUACUUAAAAUUUACAAAAUUGAACAAAAAUAGAAUUAAACCUGUUGAAAGAAAAAACAAAAAAUUGACAUAGCUUGUACUUGUAAUUAUUGUCUAUAAUACAUGACAUUGUAAUUAUUUUUUGGCUGAUAUUAGAAAAUGAGAAAACCUGAAAAUUGAAUAUCAUCUCAACAUUGAUAUUUACUGAUUUCUUAAUAUGAAAGAUAAUGGAAAAAUCAAUACUCUACACUGUAUAACACAGACUAUUCUAAGCUGAUAAACUAUAAUCGAUAAUAACUUUGACAAUUGCUUGAUAAAUACCGUCCCAAAAGUUAUAUUUUUUUUUCAUGCGUUUGUCUUUUGAACUUUUCAUAAAAUACAUGAUUAAAUUGAUUUAUCCUGUGUUAAAAUUGAUACAAAUGUAUUAACUUUUAAAACUAGUUAUAUUAUCUGAUACAUGUUAAAUAUAAAUUGAGGGAUUAUUUUUAUCUUAUUACACACCAACAAUUUUAGUUGGUGUCAAUGAAAGCUAAAUUGAUAUCAUUUGGAACAUGUGGUAACUUUUAUAAAAAACAAGUGUAAUAUACUCAUUCAAUAAUAUUGAUCUUUAAUCAGAUAAUGAAAUGUUGAAAGUAUUUUUAAAUGCAGUGUACAAGGCAGCAGCUGUAUAUUGUUUUAUGUUAUCACUGCCUGAUAUUGUAUAAUAUUGUGAGGUUAUAUUGUAAAUAAAAUAUUUGUGAAUAUUAA
Mytilus trossulus (common blue mussel) is the source of this 4404-nucleotide messenger RNA. Its product is annotated as serine/threonine-protein phosphatase 2A regulatory subunit B'' subunit gamma-like. Gene Ontology annotation, biological process: T cell homeostasis; microtubule cytoskeleton organization; positive regulation of B cell differentiation. Lineage: Eukaryota; Metazoa; Mollusca; Bivalvia; Mytilida; Mytilidae. The transcript has 13 exons. The record is from RefSeq and is a predicted model, not a curated record. Gene Ontology annotation, cellular component: spindle; centrosome. The coding region runs from base 134 to 1492 and encodes 452 amino acids.